Messenger RNA from Heteronotia binoei (common prickly gecko), 1234 nucleotides. RefSeq lists its product as uncharacterized. The coding region runs from base 1 to 879 and encodes 292 amino acids. The transcript is spliced from 4 exons. NCBI's taxonomy places the organism in Eukaryota, Metazoa, Chordata, Lepidosauria, Squamata, Gekkonidae. The record is from RefSeq and is a predicted model, not a curated record.
AUGCCGAUUCAAGGAUCAGAGAACAUCUCUUCCGCGGACCUCCAAACAAUUAACACUGCUGAUCUCGGGACGCACACCACUGAAUCACCUCUUGGCUCAAGCAGCGUGAACCCAAGCAAUGCAUUACAGGACCAGGACCAGGACCAGGAUUUUACUGCUGAACAUCCAGCUGAGGAGUCAUUGCAUGAUGACGUUGAGGAGGAAGAAGGGUGCAGUAUCCAAAGGGGAGAACCUGGAGAUGCUGUCCUCUCGGAACAGGAAGGAGAGGAAGGAGAUGCUUCAGCAGAGCAGCUGCCGGUAUCAUCAGCACAGCAAAGAAAGGACGAGAGUCUACAGAGCGAAGUUCAACAUCAACGAAGGGUUGCCAUGCUGAAUAAUGUAGCUGAAAAGAUGAUGAGUCAAAGCCGUCUGGAUCAUGCUGACACCAUGCAGCGCUUUGACCGAUUGCUAUCCAAUGAAGACCGCAGGUUCUUUUUAUUAGAGGGGGAGGGGGAGCGUGACAGGCAGGCUUUGAAAGAGGCUUUGAAAGAGGCCACAAAGGAGACUGUGGAUGUUAUGAGGGCAGCUGUGGAUAUGCUAGGCACUAUUGCCCAAAUUAUUAGGGAAGGUAGGACACAGGCAAGGGUAGGUGAGGUACCAGCCACUGCAACAUCUCCACCAUCUGUCACACAUAGGCAGCUACACCUCAACUGUGACUGCAGCAAUACUCGGGGAGCACUGCCUUCAGAUGUAGCUUACCCGGUUUUGGCAGAAGACUCUAUGCCUGAGAAUCAGAGCCUCCUGUGUCCUGCACCCUGCUCAAGUGGCAGUGUGGUGGCUUCCCGUAGGGGCAAGAAAAGAUCUUGCACAGGGAAGCAGAGGGUGUAUUUUGAGCCCUAAAACCAUUUCCUUUGGGAUAUCUGAUGAUAACUCCCUUUAAAUAUUGGUUGGCUACUUCACACGUGCAAUACUAACUAUGACAGAUGCAGGUCCUGCUGCUCUGCCUAUUUAUUUUGCUGCGUUUUUCAGCACUGCCACUUUAUGGGUACCAGAAUCAAUGCCCAUCAAGGGAGGCAGUGAGUUGCAGGCAUUGUUUACUUGUUGUGCAUGCUGUUAUUGAUGAUGCUAUUUCAUUGGUUAUACCUGCACAGCCAGGGUGUUCCCAUCUUAACUAUUAAUAUACAACAGCUGUACAGCUGAUGUUGUGUUCUUCUCAGGUUAACGCACUUGUAAUAAAGCUAUGUUUUGCACAGGU